Capsicum annuum is the source of this 1410-nucleotide messenger RNA. Its product is annotated as G2/mitotic-specific cyclin-1. The record is from RefSeq and is a predicted model, not a curated record. Lineage: Eukaryota; Viridiplantae; Streptophyta; Magnoliopsida; Solanales; Solanaceae. The transcript has 10 exons. The coding region runs from base 832 to 1278 and encodes 148 amino acids.
CCAAACAAGCUGUUAGUCUCUAAUUCAAGGCUAGCUUGAUUUUGUAUCAUCAGAACGUUAAUGGCCUAUUUGCAAAUGAAUUGGCAGCCGAAUCUAUUUAGCCAUAGACGCAAAACUGGUCCUCCAUUAGGGCUUAAAAACAUCGUCAAUGCCUGUUACAUCAACUCCGUUCUUCAGUGCCUUACUUAUCCAUCUCCACUGGCUUAUUUCUGCCUCAAAUCUCAACAUUCCGAUUCAUCUUUGAUUGGGACAUCAGUUGUCCGAGCGGGUCCCACCAUAAGACCUGACGUUGUGAAGGGUUUAACAUAAGGGCAUCUUCUCCAACGACUGUAAAUUUGUGGUUGGUCACUGUGAAGAAAAGCUGCUGGUUCAUUCCAGCGUUGAUAACUCGAAGAAGGUUGGAACUUAGUGAAACUCACUUGAUGGUGAUCGGAAUCUUAUCGGCGACGUUCCUUCGGAAGGCAAUUGUACAUUAUUGGAAAAUGUUACAACUUUGAUAGCAUGAUUUGGAGACAUAGAAGGAUUUGUUCGCAGGUGCAAUACAUGCUUCUGCUCUUAGACACUUUGCUAGCAGCAGGUGAUCCUCACUUUGAGUUGGAGAUUAUUGAAGUUCCGCAAAACAUGAGCAGCUGAUGUAACUGAAGAAGAGGCUAAAUUCUUACUAACUGGUACCUGCAACACCGAGAAUGUAGCAGAGGUAACAGGGAAAGUUGAGGCAGAGGACUUUGAGAAAUUGGCUAAGGAGCUUCAAAUUCCUUCUGCUCUUGAGAUUAUGGACAAAGCACUUGAGAAAUUUGGGGAUGACAUUGCUAUUGCGUUCAGAAAAAGAAAAUGGCUAUCACUGAUGAGAACAAAUCUACCAUGAUCAAGAACUCAAAUGGUCAAGUUAAAGGUAAGGGUGAUAUGAGCACCAGAAAGUUUGGUGGAGUGGAAAGAAGAAAUAAUAGAAGGGUUUGGGGCAUGAUUAAUCAGAAUUUGGUCGGUGGUAAUGGAUAUCCUUGUGUUGUUAAUAGAGGCUUAUCUGGUGCUAAUGGAAUUGCAGGCAAGAAUCUUCCUGUUCGUGCUCAUCGACCCAUCAUCAGGGGUUUUGCUGCACAAGUUGCUAACUCCCAGCAACGUUGCUCAGAGUGUAUGGGAGGAUAUCCCUCCACAGAUGUUGAGGAAAAUGAAGCAGCUAAAGAUCAGCCUGUCCCUAUGUCUUUGGGAAAAACUGAAACUGCGUCAGAUGUUUCUUUUCCCCUUUCUCCGCACACAAAUUGGCUUUUGCAAAAAUGUUGACACAGUGGCAUAACAUUUAUCGUUGUUGAAAGACAUGUUUUCAUGAACGUGUUAUCACUGUUCUCUGGGAUUGGCGGUUGCUGAAGUCGCUGUUCACCGUCUCGGGAUUCAACUGAAUAAUGCGGCCUCUGU